Struthio camelus australis is the source of this 2346-nucleotide messenger RNA. The record is from RefSeq and is a predicted model, not a curated record. NCBI's taxonomy places the organism in Eukaryota, Metazoa, Chordata, Aves, Struthioniformes, Struthionidae.
AACACAAGCUUCCUUUGUUCAUUGUCUGUUGUUUGCAGAGAUGGUUAUAUAAAAGCUGUGGGCCAGGCAGAUGUUAUUCGCAAUCAGUUUUCAGGAGCAUCAUUUGAAAGAGUAAUUGACUGCUCUGGGAAGUGCGUACUACCAGGCUUGGUAGAUGCACAUACACAUCCAGUAUGGGCUGGUGACAGGGUUCAUGAGUUUGCGAUGAAGCUGGCAGGUGCUUCAUAUAUGGAAAUUCACCAGGCUGGAGGAGGAAUACAUUUCACUGUGGAACACACUCGGAAGGCCACCGAAGAAGAGCUGUUCAGUACUUUCAAACACCGACUGGAACGUAUGUGCCGAGCAGGAUCUACUUUAGUUGAGUGCAAGAGUGGAUAUGGCUUAAACUUAGAAACAGAACUUAAAAUGCUCAGAGUGAUUGAACGAGCUAAGCGAUCCAUGGAUAUUGGCAUUUCAUCAACGUACUGUGGAGCUCAUUCUGUUCCAAAAGGGAAAACUGCUACUGAAGCCGCAGAUGACAUUAUCAAUAAUCAUCUCCCUAAACUGAAAGAACUCAAAUUAAGUGGUGAAGUGCAUGUCAACAAUAUAGAUGUGUUCUGUGAGAAGGGAGUCUUUGAUCUGGAUUCUACUAGAAGAAUUCUUCAAGCUGGAAAAGAUAUAGGGUUACAGAUUAACUUCCAUGGUGAUGAACUCCAUCCGAUGAAAUCUGCAGAGCUUGGAGCUGAACUAGGAGCCCAGGCUAUCAGCCACCUGGAAGAAGUUAGUGAUGAAGGUAUCACUGCAAUGGCAAGAGCUGAAUGUGCAGCUGUCCUUUUACCAACCACUGCCUACAUGCUAAGACUGAAGCAACCUCAAGCUAGGAAAAUGUUAAAAGAAGGAGUUAUAGUUGCUCUUGGCAGUGAUUUUAAUCCUAAUGCAUACUGUUUGUCAAUGCCUAUGGUGAUGCACCUGGCCUGUGUAAACAUGAAGAUGUCAAUGAACGAAGCACUAGCAGCUGCCACGAUUAAUGCAGCUUAUGCUCUGGGAAAAUCGGACACACAUGGCUCCAUAGAGAACGGCAAGCAGGGGGAUCUCAUUAUCAUAAAUUCAUCAAGGUGGGAACACUUGAUUUACCAGUUUGGGGGACAUCAGGCAUUGAUCGACUAUGUUAUAGUUAAAGGAAAAAUUGUGUAUAAAAAUGAGAGGUGUGGGAUGAUGAGCAGCUACUGAAAGGAGAGAGUCAUUUCGGAACUAUUAUAAUCAAACAGACAUCGAAUGUUUCAGUUACAAAAGGGAAAAACCGCACUGGACUUGUAUUUUACUGAUAAAUUGUUUGCCUGCUCAUCUUACCAGCCCUUUUGUUCAAAUCGACUUUACCAAGCAUUACGCAUCUGGUGUUUUUUCAUAUCAGUUAUCCUUCUCUCCAGGGCAUAAAAAUAGUUUCUAUUGUAUCGCUUUGGAAAUAAGACAGUUUCCUGAAACGAAAAUGUAAUGCAAAUGUAAUGAAAUGCAAUUUUAAUCUAUAAAAUUAUUAUAUUAAAAGAGCAAUGAAUGAAGAAGUUUGGAUCAAGGUAAGAUUUAUUGGGAAGAGCCAUGUUAAGUAACCUGUGAUGCAGGGCCAAGGACUCAGGCAGGCACAUUUGGAAAAGUGCUUGGCAGUGUUGGGAGGUCACAGCAUCUUCAAGGAAACUGUUUCACAGCUCCUGCGUCUGCUGAGUCCUGAACUCAGCACAAACCGGGAGCCACAAUCCUGGUAAGAACCACACUAUCUUACCUCUUUGAAGUACAAAGUCUCUUGGUUUCUGUGGAAUUAAAACUCAGUGGGAGCCAGCAGCUGGAAACCCAGGCAUACCAGUGAGGUACUGCUCAUUAGCUGAUCCACAACUUUUUGUUAUGUCUUUUUCAACUUGUUGAGAAUCUCUGUGGUCCUUCAAGACUGUAGAGGCGCACCUGGAGGAGGAAAAAAGUGCCAUCUGGUACAUGACUCACUGGGUUGCAGACAUUUGGAGUGUGUUUCAGUUUAGGGGUUGAAUUAGAUCUACAAUUUGAAGUUAGUGGUGCCAAAGCCUUAAAAUGUACUCCUAGAAGCAGUUAGCCCAGUGAGGUUAUGGUUUGUUGAGAACAGCAGACUUCUCAGCAUUUCAGUCGCCUUGAAACUGAAAAGAUCACCUGCAAUCUCAGUACAGAUAUUCCAAAAAUAACUGUUCUUAUUUACUGCAGAGUGGACCUGAAGUGACUUAUGAAACAUGUUUCUUCAUGCUUGUUUGAAUGUGUUUAUGAUGACAAAGCUGAGUAUGAAUAUGAUGAUUGUUACUCAGAGCAAUUUGAAGCCUUAAGAUCCGGGUUACUAAAGCUCUUUGAAACCUA